AUGGCCUCAUUCCGUAAAGUGGUGCCAGCUUCGGCACUUUUACGCCAAGGAGGCGAUGAUAUGACAGAAAAAAAGAGCAGAACUGAGUACAGGAAAGAAAAAGAUCUUGAGGAAGAACGUAAAGCUGGAACAGCGCCUGCCAUGGUUGACGUGCAAACUGGACGAGACAUUAAUCCCCACAUUCCCCAGUUUAUUUCACAAAAUCCUUGGUAUGUGCCUAGUGAUGGACCAACACUUCAGCAUCAAAGACCUCAUGCAGAACGACAGAAGGAUAUGGCCACUAUCGAUAAGUGGUAUAAGAAAGGAACUACUGGCAAGGCUGCUACCAAGUUCCGAAAAGGAGCAUGUGAAAACUGUGGUGCUAUGGGUCAUGUGAAACGUGACUGCUUCGAACGUCCAAGGAAGCUUGGUGCAAAUAAAACGGGCGACGAUAUUGCGCCAGAUGACCAUGUGCAGCCAAACCUUUUGCUUGGUUUCGAUGCUAAGAGGGACAGAUGGAAUGGGUUUGAUCCGAGCAGCCAUGAACAGGUCAUAACAGAGUUCGAGCGUUUGGAGGAAACAAGAAAGGCCAUCAAAGCAGAACAGAUUCGCGCAGGGCUGCUUGAUCCAGAGAAAGGUGCUGAUGACGACAAGUACGCAGAAGACGCUGAUAUGGCUGGUGUUUCUGUGGAUAUGGAUUCAAGAACCCGAAUAACAGUCCGAAAUUUGAGAAUUCGUGAAGAUACCGCAAAAUACCUUUUCAACCUUGCUGAAAACUCUCCAUAUUAUGAUCCUAAGUCUCGGUCUAUGCGAGAAAAUCCUUUCGCUAAUGUGCAGGGUAAGGAGAAGGAAGCAGCCAAAUUUGCGGGUGAAAACUUUAUAAGGUACACUGGUGAGGUGGUCGCAGCCAAUGAAGCGCAAGUGUUUGCGUGGCAAGCGCGUUGUAAGGGCAUUGAUGUCCAUGCGCUUGCCGAACCAACCAAGCUGGAAGCCUUAAAGAGGGAAUUCAAUAAGGAGAAAGCCAGCACUGACAAUGAACAGAAAAAAGCUUUGCUGGAAAAAUACGGCGGCAGCGAGUAUCUUGAGUCUACUCCAAAGGAAUUACUCUUUGCUCAAACGGAGGAAUAUGUUGAAUACAGCAGAAAAGGAAAAGUCUUAAAGGGUGCUGAACGUGCUCAUAUUCUGAGUCGCUACGAGGAGGAUGUACCCAAUGAACCAUACAANGAAUACAGCAGAAAAGGAAAAGUCUUAAAGGGUGCUGAACGUGCUCAUAUUCUGAGUCGCUACGAAGAGGAUGUGUACCCAAUGAACCAUACAAGUAUUUUCGGUUCCUAUUGGAAAGAUGGAUUGUGGGGCUACAGGUGUUGUCAUUCAUUUGUCAAGAAUUCGUAUUGCAUUGGAGAAGAAGGCCUCAAAUCUGAACGAGCACCACAGCCAACAUUGCCACUUGAGAAGAAAGAAGAGACGGUCGUGAAAGAAAAGGAAGCGCAAACAAGUUCCGUUAAAGAUGAAGAAAAGCCAGCGAAAGAAUCAUCUUCAUCAAGUUCCGAUACCUCCUCAUCGGAAUCAUCAAGCGAAUCUGAAGAUUCGGAAAAGGAAAGAGAAAUGGAGCGAGAAAGGGAACGCAGGAAACAAGAGGCUAGGCGACGAGAAAAGAAGAGAGAAAAGCGAAAGAGAAGGAAGCAAAAGGCAGGAGAACGGCCAAAAAAAGUGAAGAAGGAGUCUUCCGAAUCAAGUUCAAGUUCGAGUUCCGAAAGUGAUGAAGAUGGCGACAAGAAAGAAUUGAAGGAGGCUUUGCGUAAAGUUGAGAAAGACAGUUUGGAAGGACGUCAAAAAUAUCUCCAGGGUGACCGUAAGCGGAAGUAUAACAGCACCUACGACGACAAACCAUUGACUGAAGCAGAACAAGAGGCAUACAAGCUCACCGCUAUCCACUCAGCAGAUCCAAUGGCAGCAUAUAUGAAUGAGAAGAUGGAGAAAAAAGCACGUAAAGGGAAAUAA
Haemonchus placei is the source of this 1980-nucleotide messenger RNA. NCBI's taxonomy places the organism in Eukaryota, Metazoa, Nematoda, Chromadorea, Rhabditida, Trichostrongylidae. The record is from the annotation of a GenBank genome assembly.